AUGCAAAUUCGUCACCGAACUAGAACAAACCCGAAAUUACAUGCCUGGUGGGCCAUGGGUUGGUAUCACGUGACCAUGCCCAUUAUCGCGACGCGUUCCUACUCGUCUUUUCUUUCUCUUCUCUUUAAGAUGGAUACGAGUUAUGGAAACUACGGCGACGGUGGAUUUUCCACAGACGCUCAAUUUAACGAAUACAACACGUCCCAGCGUGCCCAGCAAACUAGAUCAACUUUAAGUCCCGUGACCAUCAAGCAAAUCAACGACGCGACUCAGCCAGUUUCCGAUGGCGAGUUUGUGGUUAAUAACGUGUCUUUGAACAUGGUUUCGUUUGUCGGGGUUGUCCGCAAGGUGGAAAACACCACCAGUGCCCAUACUAUCACCAUUGAAGACGGAACAGGGUCUGUGGAUGUUAGGAGAUGGGUGGACGAGAAAGUCACCACCGCGGCUCAGGAAACCGAGCGGUUCCUGGCAUUGGAGAACAAAUACGUGUACGUGACGGGCGCAUUGAAGGAAUUCAACCAGAAGAAGAACGUCCAGCAUGCCACCAUCCGUGAGAUCACCGACCACAACGAGGUGUUGUACCACAUGCUAUAUGCUAUUUCCAACCACUUGGAGGCGCAGGGCUUGAUGAAGACUGAACCCAAGGCUGAAAACGGCUUGUUUGUGCAGGGCACGCUGGCCGCUGGUCUGGGCUUGGAUGUUUUGGAUAAGAUCAUGGCUCUUAUUGCAGCAAACACGCCUUCCAUGCCAGAAGGCGUUCCAACGACGUGGAUUAGUGAUAACUUGGGUCUCUCUGUGGAUGAGGUCAAGGAGAAGUGCCACCAAUUGUCUGAGAUGGCAAAAAUCUACCAGGGCUACGAUGAGGCGUCGUACUUGAGUAUUUAA
Clavispora lusitaniae ATCC 42720 is the source of this 885-nucleotide messenger RNA. RefSeq names its product Rfa2p (gene RFA2). Lineage: Eukaryota; Fungi; Ascomycota; Pichiomycetes; Serinales; Metschnikowiaceae. Gene Ontology annotation, cellular component: chromosome, telomeric region; nucleus; DNA replication factor A complex. Gene Ontology annotation, biological process: nucleotide-excision repair; double-strand break repair via homologous recombination; DNA replication. Gene Ontology annotation, molecular function: single-stranded DNA binding. The record is from RefSeq and is a predicted model, not a curated record.